AUGUCAAAUGUAUUGGAGAAAAUUUGUGUGACUAUGGCAGCUGGAGAAUUACUAGUUGGGGUUUUGGUCAAUGGUUUCAUUGGAAUAGUAAACUUCAUGGACUGCAUCAAGACCAGAAAAAUAUCCUACUUAAAUUUUAUCCUCACUGGCUUAGCCAUCUCCAGAAUUGGUCUGUUAGGAAUUUUGGCAUUACAAGUCUUUUCCCUCUCAUUCUAUCAAUUCUAUCUUAAGAUCAAUUGGAGAGAUUUUAAUACAUUGUGGAUUUUGACCAACACUUCCAGUUCUUGGUUCUCUGCCUUUCUCAUUGUCUUCUACUUUCUGAAAAUUGCCAACUUUUCCCAUCCCAUCUUCCUUUGGUUAAAGUGGAGGGUAAAUAGAGGAGUCCUCAGGAUGCUCUUUGGCUGCUAUUUUCUUUCUUUUUUCGUUUGCCUUUUGUUAUCAUUGAUAAAUAAUGCUUUACACGUUCCUUUUUAUCUAGAAAAUAACAUAACCUUGACUCAGAAGAUCCAAGUACCUAAAACUUCCAUUUUUUAUUCAGUGAUACUCCUCAGUUUUGGUGGUCUUAUCCCUCUUGCUAUGUCCCUGAUCUCCUGUUUCCUGCUAGUCCUGUCACUUUGGAGGCACACUUGGCAGAUGCAACUCCAUAUCACAGGCUCCAAAGACGCCAGCAUGGAGGCACAUAUAAAGGCCAUGAAAUCCAUGAUCUCUUUUUUCUUCCUUUUUGUUCUGUAUUAUGCAUGCAUAUUGUCACUAGUCAAAAAUGAUGCAGAGAUGAAAAGGAAACCACUCCUACUUCUUAUUCUGAUAACUAUGAUCAAGUACCCCUUGGUCCACUCCAUUAUCCUUAUUUUGGGACACAGCAAGCUAAAACCCAUUGCCAUGAGGGUGCUAUGGAAGCUCAGGGUCUGUUUCAAGUGCUCUGGAAAAGGCUGA
Molecule: messenger RNA, 933 nt
Organism: Gracilinanus agilis (Agile Gracile Mouse Opossum)
Lineage: Eukaryota; Metazoa; Chordata; Mammalia; Didelphimorphia; Didelphidae
Product: taste receptor type 2 member 10-like
Exons: 1
Coding region: 1-933 (310 amino acids)
Biological process (GO): G protein-coupled receptor signaling pathway; detection of chemical stimulus involved in sensory perception of bitter taste; sensory perception of taste
Cellular component (GO): membrane
Molecular function (GO): bitter taste receptor activity; G protein-coupled receptor activity
Source: RefSeq, a predicted model, not a curated record